UAGAGACGACGAUCAGCAGUUAGUCUCCGAGAAAUAGAAAGAAAAAUGGAGAGUAAUGGUGUACCUAUGAUCACUCUCAGUUCCGGCAUUCGGAUGCCUGCUUUAGGUAUGGGAACAGCUGAAACAAUGGUAAAAGGAACAGAAAGAGAGAAAUUGGCGUUUUUGAAAGCGAUAGAGGUCGGUUACAGACACUUCGAUACAGCUGCUGCAUACCAAAGUGAAGAGUGUCUUGGUGAAGCUAUAGCUGAAGCACUUCAACUUGGUUUAAUAAAAUCUCGAGAUGAACUCUUCAUCACUUCCAAGCUCUGGUGCGCUGAUGCUCACGCUGAUCUUGUCCUCCCUGCUCUUCAGAAUUCUCUGAGGAAUCUCAAAUUGGAGUACCUUGAUCUAUAUUUGAUACACCAUCCGGUAAGCUUGAAGCCAGGGAAGCUUGUUAACGAAAUACCAAAGGAUCAUAUUCUUCCAAUGGACUACAAAUCUGUAUGGGCAGCCAUGGAAGAGUGUCAGACCCUUGGCUUCACUAGGGCAAUCGGUGUCAGUAAUUUCUCAUGCAAAAAGCUUCAAGAGUUGAUGGCAACAGCCAAGAUCCCUCCAGUUGUGAAUCAAGUGGAGAUGAGCCCGACUUUACAUCAAAAAAAUCUGAGGGAAUAUUGCAAGGCCAAUAAUAUCAUGAUCACUGCACACUCGGUUUUGGGAGCCGUAGGUGCUCCAUGGGGCAGCAAUGCAGUUAUGGAUUCUAAGGUGCUUCACCAGAUUGCUGUGGCAAGAGGAAAAUCUGUUGCCCAGGUUAGUAUGAGAUGGGUUUACCAGCAAGGCGCGAGUCUUGUGGUGAAAAGUUUCAAUGAAGGGAGGAUGAAGGAAAACCUCAAGAUAUUUGAUUGGGAACUAACGGCAGAAGAUAUGGAAAAGAUCAGUGAGAUUCCGCAAUCUAGAACAAGCUCUGCUGAUUUCUUGUUAUCACCGACUGGACCUUUCAAAACUGAAGAAGAGUUCUGGGAUGAGAAGGAUUGAAACAUCAAUUAUAUAUAGUUGAUAAGAAAAGACUUUUGAAAAAGAUAAUCUGUUUCUCCGUCCGUUUUUAAAUAAAAAAAGAUAUUAUCAUCUUUUUAGUUUGGCGUAUUUUUAAGUUGAAAUAAAAAAUAAUAUCUUUUCUAGGGAAUGAAUAGAGUAAGCUAAAAGUGUAAGCUAUAAUUCGAGAUGAAGAAAAGGCAAUGAAAGUGUAACUAGUAUUAAUAAACUAGCGCUACACAAAUGCGCGAGAUUACUGAA
This is a messenger RNA of Papaver somniferum (opium poppy), 1269 nucleotides long. RefSeq names its product NADPH-dependent codeinone reductase 1-4-like. NCBI's taxonomy places the organism in Eukaryota, Viridiplantae, Streptophyta, Magnoliopsida, Ranunculales, Papaveraceae. The record is from RefSeq and is a predicted model, not a curated record. The transcript is spliced from 4 exons. Gene Ontology annotation, molecular function: aldose reductase (NADPH) activity. The coding region runs from base 46 to 1011 and encodes 321 amino acids. Gene Ontology annotation, cellular component: cytosol.